GAAGAAGGCGUGAGAAAGAUGAUUGCUCGAGCUCUUGCACAUGCGUCGUGACUCGUGAAGCGUCAGUGCGUGUCAUAGCAACCGGAGAGAACAACAUGGCAAAACCAACAACCAUAAAAGAAGCCCUUGUCAAAUGGGAGGAGAAGGCAGGAGAGAAGGUGGGGGAGGCGAAAGCAGUAAAGCUGUAUGGUCAGAUUCCUCCUAUUGAGAAGAUGGAUGCUUCUCUCUCCACCCUCAUCAACUGCGAAAAAUUGUCCCUGUCUACAAACUGCAUUGAGAAAAUUGCCAACUUGAAUGGCCUCAAAAACCUACGGAUAUUAUCACUGGGGCGGAACAACAUCAAGAAUCUAAACGGACUGGAAGCUGUUGGUGACACGCUAGAAGAACUCUGGAUUUCCUACAACCUGAUAGAGAAGCUCAAAGGAAUUCAUGUUAUGAAGAAGCUCAAGGUUCUCUACAUGUCCAACAACCUGGUCAAGGAGUGGGCUGAGUUUCUGAAGCUAGCUGACCUUCCAUCCCUAGUGGACAUGGUGUUUGUGGGAAACCCUCUGGAGGAGAAAUACUCAGCUGAGGGGAACUGGAUAGAAGAGGCCACCAAGAGGCUGCCCAAGCUGAAGAAACUAGAUGGGAACCCAGUGAUCAAGGCGGAUGAUGACGACGAGGGAGACAGUUAACACAUUCCAUUUAAUCUCUUACAGUUUACAGGUUGUUGUUUUUAGAAUGUUUUUAUUGAAAUGGUUUCUAUACCAGCAUCAUUGAGAAUCAAUCCACCAGGCAAUAUCCUAUUAUCAUUUUUUCUCUCUUUUUAGAUGUUGAAUAAGCUAAUUCCACUGGUUGGGAGAUGACCUCUCAUAGAAGCACAUUGCUGAUACUUUUACAUCUCAAUAGAUGUCAUGAAAUAAAAAGUAAUACGAAAGAGGCAGUACAGUUACAACAUUUGAUGUCAUGUAUGUAUGUCACUGUAUGAAACAGCCUCCUCUGGGGUAACUACACAAACAUUCUAAAAGGUACAAGUUACAUUCCCAUUGGUCUUGUCCACCAGCCAGCUCUCUAGCCUGGGGACAACGUUACAUUCCCAUUCGUGAGCGAGAUAUUUUGUAUUUAUUUUUAAGCAACCAACCAAGGCAGGCUAUGUGCCUGUUGAUGCCCUACUCCAAAAAAUACAUUUACAUUUUUCUAUGGGUGCUGAUGGUCUUAUUUUCACAUGAUUCCUGACUCACACUCGGCUUGCGUGCAUAAAGGACGUACGUUUCAGACCUGUAUGCAGCCAUGAAGGAGGAAUAUGAGGUUGCACACAAAACGGGGUGAAGGCCAGGGGAGAACAAUUUGAAGUGUUUUCUGGGCAUGAAUGAAUACUGUAUUUUAAAAAGAUGGAAGAAUAACUAAAUCUAUAUAUAUAUAGCUCUAGUCUUAGCUAAUAGUACAUGAAUGUUUUGUAAAGUGAUUUUUUUUCUUAUAUUUGUAAAUUAUUAGGCAUGUUUGUAUAAAAUGAAUACAUACUGAGAUGUUUAUGAUUUUUUUAAAUGACAUUUUAAAUGUUGAAAUUUGGUAUGUUGCAUUAAAAACUAUUGUCUAACUAUA
Coregonus clupeaformis (lake whitefish) is the source of this 1581-nucleotide messenger RNA. It is a transcript of the gene dnal1, whose product is annotated as dynein, axonemal, light chain 1. The coding region runs from base 96 to 674 and encodes 192 amino acids. Gene Ontology annotation, cellular component: cytoplasm. The transcript is spliced from 8 exons. The record is from RefSeq and is a predicted model, not a curated record. NCBI's taxonomy places the organism in Eukaryota, Metazoa, Chordata, Actinopteri, Salmoniformes, Salmonidae. Gene Ontology annotation, molecular function: protein kinase binding.